AUGGACAAAUGUCGCGAACAUUUCCCGGCAGGCCAACUGCAGACCUACGCAUCCAUAGGGUGCGGGCUGCUAGGUCAAGAUUGGAUAAUCUUGGAGCAGAUGCGUCGCCAAAAAAUGCUCCCACGACGCGCAGUUUUUGUUGAGCUGCGUACAGCGAGGCCCGUUAUGACAUGCGAAGGCGCAGAGUUCCCGAGGAUGAGAGAAGGUGGUGGCAUCAAUUUGCGCCAGACGGGGUUUUGCGGAGACCUAGGUCCGGACUUUGCUUUCAGCGCGGUGUUGCAGUUCAACAGGCCUGCUCCUGCCAGCUCUGGCAGUUUCCUCUUCGACUUCGCGGAUGAUGCUCGGCGAGAUGUCAUCUUUGCGGAAGUUGGCGGUCCGGAUAAGAUUGGCCAUUUGACCUUUGGAUGCAUCAUUGGUGACCAAACGCAUCGUCUUCCUGUCGACGACUGCUGGCAGCCCGGAGAUCAGGCGCACACCUUCCUGUUCACGAUCAGUGCUGUCGGGAUGUACAACAUUUACAAGGAUGGGCAGCUCAUCGCAAGAUCAUAUGGGCCCCCACCAGCGUCCUCUCCGAAACGUCACUUGUACGUGGGACAGUGUGCUCCGAGCUAUGGCCUGCAUCAUAGUUUUCAUGGUCGCAUCCAGAAGAUCAAGGUGUGGGAUCAAGAAGUUGACACACUGGCAACUGAUAUGAUGUACAGCCAUGAAGUAGCAAAUGCUCAUCAGACAAUCGCCCAGCUGAGGCCUGAGUUAGGCCACAGUCCAUUCGAGCAUUGUUGUGAUUUUCUGUCACGCACCGCACUUCAACUCUGGGAUCCCUCCCAGUUCCAUGCAGACAGCGAGAGAGCCAAAGCGCCAGGAGCUGCCGGCAUGAACCCUCUAAGGAGGCGGACGCUUACGAUAACACCUGAAGCAAGCAAGCAAACGAGGAGCUGCCGGAAAUGA
Messenger RNA from Symbiodinium sp. CCMP2592, 945 nucleotides. NCBI's taxonomy places the organism in Eukaryota, Dinophyceae, Suessiales, Symbiodiniaceae. The record is from the annotation of a GenBank genome assembly.